GCCGACGGCAAACCUAAAGACGUGGCCUCUAAAUCGGUGGGGCUCUUCUUCAUGCUGCUCAUUGACCUGACGGCCAUCGUCGGCAACGCCGCCGUCAUGACCGUCAUCGUGAAGACGCCGGCAUUGCGCAAAUUUGUCUUCGUCUUCCACCUCUGCUUGGUGGACUUCUUGGCCGCCCUCACCCUGAUGCCGCUGGAGAUGCUCUCUGGCUCAGCCGUCUUCGACAGCCCGGUUUUUGGCGAGGCCAUGUGCCGCGUUUAUCUGUUUCUCAGCGUCUGCUUCAUCAGCAUGUGCAUCCUCUCCAUCUCCACCAUCAACGUGGAGCGUUACUACUACGUGGUGCACCCCAUGCGCUACGAGGUGAGGAUGACGGUGGGGCUGGUGGCCUGCGUCCUCGUCGGCGUUUGGCUCAAAGCCGUGGCCACUUCUCUCGUCCCCGUUUUGGGCUGGUUGUCCCCCGACCGCCCACCGGUGCACGCCGGCCGUGGCUGCUCCUUGCAAUGGAGCCGCGGUCCCUACUGCAAGUUCUUUGUGGUCUUUUUCGCCGCCUUCUACUUCCUCCUACCCCUCCUCAUCAUCGUGGUGGUCUACUGCAGCAUGUUCAAGGUGGCACGGGUGGCCGCCAUGCACCACGCCCCCUCCCCACCUGGAUGGAAACUUCUGUUGGCCGUGGGAGGCCAAUUCCUCUUCUGCUGGUUGCCCUACUUCUCCUUCCACCUCUACACCGCCCUGAGCACCCAGCCCUUGGUGGGGCCGGCGGCCGAGACCGUGGUCACUUGGCUCGGUUACUUCUGCUUUACCUCCAACCCUUUCUUCUACGGGUGCCUCAACCGGCAGAUCCGGGGCGAGCUGGGACGGCUCCUCACGUGUUUUUUCAAGCAGCCGCCCGAGGAG
This is a messenger RNA of Cariama cristata (Red-legged seriema), 894 nucleotides long. RefSeq names its product probable G-protein coupled receptor 61. The record is from RefSeq and is a predicted model, not a curated record. NCBI's taxonomy places the organism in Eukaryota, Metazoa, Chordata, Aves, Cariamiformes, Cariamidae. Gene Ontology annotation, molecular function: G protein-coupled receptor activity. Gene Ontology annotation, cellular component: endosome; plasma membrane; signaling receptor complex. Gene Ontology annotation, biological process: G protein-coupled receptor signaling pathway.